GCACUGAGUUCCUAUUGGAUACAUUUCUGAUUGCGUCAAGAAACACGGAAGUGGGUCACUUGUGUUGACAAAAUGCUCGGGGACCUCCUUAUUUUCGGGACUUUACUUGUGAACGCGGGGGCUGUGUUGAAUUUCAAGCUAAAGAGGAAAGAGUCGCAGGGAUUUGGAGAUGAGUCCGGAGCACCAACAACAGGCGACAACAUCAGAGAGUUCCUGCUCAGCCUGCGAUACUUCAGGAUCUUCAUCGCCCUGUGGAACUUCUUCAUCAUGUUCUGCAUGGUCGUAUUGUUUGGAUCAUGAUCAGUAUUUGGGGCGACUGGACCUCCUCCUGAAAAUUAACUCCUCAAGAAAAACGCUACAAACAUCUCCUUGAUUACUUCUUUUUUGCKCCUUUUCAUUGCAAUAUUGCUCCGUUUUGUUUACAACCCAAUAAUUGUAAAUUUCUUUGAGGCUGGACUGGAGAUAAUGAAACCUGUUUAUUUUCUUCCAGAAGUUGUAAAUUUUUUACCUUCUCGUUGCAGCUGUAACUUUUCCCAUCUUUGCUGGUCGUCUGGUUCUUCUUCAGGAGUCCUACCUGUUUGUCUUCGACAUGUUAGAAAUGUUUCUUUUAUUUCUUCACAGCUGUCACUGAAGCUGGAUUCAGCAGAAGUGUUACUGUAAUUUCAGUUCUUUUCUUGUAGAAAAACACUCAGUUUUUAUCCAUCAGAUCUGUGCUGUUUUUCAAGUUUAAAACUCUUUAUGCAAAUUAAAUGAGCUGUAAUUAAAUAUAAGGUYUUCUCACUCUAAAUAAAGAAUAAAUUUUUCCCGUUAGGCAAA
This is a messenger RNA of Austrofundulus limnaeus, 816 nucleotides long. It is a transcript of the gene smim7, whose product is annotated as small integral membrane protein 7. Bases 73 to 300 code for a protein of 75 amino acids. The record is from RefSeq and is a predicted model, not a curated record. NCBI's taxonomy places the organism in Eukaryota, Metazoa, Chordata, Actinopteri, Cyprinodontiformes, Rivulidae. The transcript has 5 exons.